CGACCUAUUCCGAAGAUUUCUUCAAACAUGGCGACUGCCGCAAAAACUCCAGAUACAAGACAAGAACUUGCAGAAUUAAUCAAAAGACGGCAAGAAUUAUCUGAGAGUUUGGCAAACUUAGAAAGACAGAUCUAUGCAUUUGAAGGAAGCUAUUUGGAAGAUACUCAACAAUAUGGAAACAUUAUCAGAGGCUGGGACAGAUUAAUGUCAAAUAAGAGUUCAUCAAGUAAGCUUGAAAGAAAGCAUAGAAAAUUUAAAGAUGCAGAAAGAUUGUUUUCAAAAUCAUCAAUAACAUCUCUUGCUGCCGUUCAAAGAGGUGGUCUGUCUGAACCAGAACCAGAAAGAAAUCUAAGAGAAGCACCAACAAAUCUAGAACCUUUGCAACACAAUCACAUUGGAAAGUUCACAAAGCUUCUCACAAGAAAAGAAAAAACAAAAAAAGAAGCAUUGAAUUGGGUCUGAAGAAAGGCGCGGGUAGAGUGACUGAUUUCAGUGCUGGAGAGGAUGAUGAAUGAAUACGCAGUUCGCCAAUGGAUCUCUCUCAAAUUAUCCAUUAAUAUCCAACAAUAUCCUGUACAUUGCUUUGAAUGAGCAGAAAUUUAGAAAUGCUGUUUGGCCGAAUUAAGGCCAAAAUUUUACUCAUUUUAAUUGUAGAUUUAUUAGUUAUAAUUAAUGUUUUUUAAUAUUUAUAUUUCUUGUAUCAUAGAGAAUUGAUCAAACGUUUUUCAAAUGAAUAAAUGUUUAAUAAAUUAAAGUUUUAUUGAAAACUUUAGCUUAA
Molecule: messenger RNA, 778 nt
Organism: Xenia sp. Carnegie-2017
Lineage: Eukaryota; Metazoa; Cnidaria; Anthozoa; Malacalcyonacea; Xeniidae
Product: chromatin modification-related protein MEAF6-like
Exons: 8
Coding region: 28-462 (144 amino acids)
Cellular component (GO): NuA4 histone acetyltransferase complex
Source: RefSeq, a predicted model, not a curated record